GCUAUUCCCAUAACAAGGAUGCUGGAGCAAUCUGCUCAGCUCUGGAGCUGAGGCUGAAGGAUGGAGCCCACCGCUGUGAGGGGAGAGUGGAAGUGAAGCACCAAGGAGAAUGGGGCACAGUGAAUGAUCACAACUGGAGUAUGGAGGAGGCAGCUGUGGUGUGCAGACAGUUGGGGUGUGGAGGUGCUGUUGAUGCUCCCAAAGGGGCUAAAUUUGGGUCAGGAAUUGGACCCAUUUGGUUUCAUUAUAUUUACUGCAAAGGGCCAGAGUCAGCUAUCACCAAGUGUAGUUAUCCUCCUGUGAAAGACCAUCGUCCAGAGGGCCAUUCCCAUGACAAGGAUGCUGGAGCAGUCUGCUCAGCUCUGGAAUUGAGACUGAAGGAUGGAGCCCACCGCUGUGAGGGGAGAGUGGAAGUGAAGCACCAAGGAGAAUGGGGCACAGUGAAUGAUCUAAAUUGGAGCUUGGAGGAGGCAUCUGUGGUAUGCAGACAGUUAGGGUGUGGAACUGCUGUUGAUGCUCCCAAAGGGGCUAAGUUUGGACCAGGAGUUGGACCCAUUUGGUUUCAUUAUAUUUACUGCAAAGGGCCAGAGUCAGCUAUCACCAAGUGUAGUUACCCUACUGUGAAAGACCAUCAUCCAGAGGGCCAUUCCCAUGACAAGGAUGCUGGAGCAGUCUGCUCAGGAAACCAGACCCAGGUGCUGCCCCAGUGCAGUGAUUCCGUGUCUGAACCAGCAGGCUCUGCAGCUACAGAGGAGAGCGCCCCCUACUGCUCAGACAGCAGACAGCUCCGCCUGGUGGACGGGGGCGGUCCCUGCGCCGGGAGAGUGGAGAUCCUGGACCAGGACUCCUGGGGCACCAUCUGUGAUGACUGCUGGGACUUGGACGAUGCCCGCGUGGUGUGCAGGCAGCUGGGCUGUGGAGAAGCCCUCAGUGCCACGAGGUCUGCUCACUUCGGGGCGGGAUCAGGACCCAUCUGGCUGGCCGACCUGAACUGCGCUGGAAAUGAGUCUCACGUGUGGAACUGCCCUUCCCGGGGCUGGGGGCGGCACUACUGCAGACAUAAGGAGGACGCAGGGGUCAUCUGCUCAGAGUUCCUGGCCCUCAGGAUGGUGAGUGAAGACCAGCAGUGUGCUGGGUGGCUGGAAGUUUUCUACAAUGGGACCUGGGGUAGUGUCUGCCGCAGCCCCAUGGAAGACAUCACCGUGUCUGUGAUCUGCAGACAGCUUGGCUGUGGGGACAGUGGAAGUCUCAACUCUUCUGUUGCUCUUAGGGAAGGUUCUAGACCCCAGUGGGUAGAUGGAAUCCAGUGCCAGAAAACUGAUACCUCUCUCUGGCAGUGUCCUUCUGACCCUUGGAAUUACACUUCAUGCUCUCCAAAGGAAGAAGUCUAUAUCUCGUGUGCAGGAAGAAGACCCAAGAGCUGCCCCGCUGCUGCCCCCUGCACAGACAGAGAGAAGCUCCGGCUCAGGGGAGGAGACAGCGAGUGCUCAGGGCGGGUGGAGGUCUGGCACAACGAUUCCUGGGGCACCGUGUGCGAUGACUCCUGGAGCCUGGCAGAGGCCGAGGUCGUGUGCCAGCAGCUAGGCUGUGGCCCGGCCCUGGAAGCCAUGCGGGCCGCGGCGUUUGGUCCUGGAAACGGGAGCAUCUGGCUGGACGAGGUGCGGUGCGGGGGCCGGGAGUCCUCCCUGUGGGACUGUGCCGCGGGGCCCUGGGGGCAGAGCGACUGCAAGCACGAGGAGGACGCCGGGGUGAGGUGCUCUGGUGAAACAACCUCAAAUCCUCUCCCUGGUGCCUUCUCCCUGCCUUGGGUCCUCUGCCUCAUCCUGGGAGCUCUUCUCUUCCUGGUCCUCAUCAUCCUGGUGACUCAGCUGCUCAGAUGGAGAGCAGAGUGCAGAGCCUUAUCUAGCUAUGAAGAUGCUCUUCCUGAAGCUGUGUAUGAGGACCUAGAUCACUGUGUGAUACAGAAAGAGGGUCUUCUGGGCAGCCCAGAUCAGAGGACUGAUGCCCAUGGUGAGGAUUACGAUGACGCUAAAGAGGUACCAUUGCCUGGGGCUCCUUCUGCCUCUCAGGGGAGUGAGGAGGAAGUGACCCCAGAAAAGGUGGAUACAACGAGGUCCUCUCAGACAGGUUCUUCUCUGAAUAUCUCUAGAGAGGUGACUGAUCCUGGGGGAGAAGAAGAGAACCCCUGGUUGCUCCAGGGGGAAGAAGCAGACACCGAGUACGAUGAUGUUGAAUUAAGUGCCCUGGAAACAUCCAUAGUUACUUUCCCAUGAUGUUGUAUUAAAUACGAGAUGAUGCCUCAGAUGU
This is a messenger RNA of Odocoileus virginianus texanus, 2307 nucleotides long. The record is from RefSeq and is a predicted model, not a curated record. Lineage: Eukaryota; Metazoa; Chordata; Mammalia; Artiodactyla; Cervidae.